AUGUAUUAACACUGGCAGCCUCACAGAAAUCAAGCCGUCCAAAAUACUUAGGGCUACAGGCACGUGAAAACAAUGAUCAUCAUGCAGGAUUUAGAAUAUUGAGCAUGGGAAAUGAGAUGGGCAACAAUAACACAUCUGGAUUGCGAGAAGAAGAUACCAUGGCCGAUGAGGAUCAGGGAAAAUCUGUACAAGAACUUGUUAAUGCCAACGUUGUAAGAGAAGAAAAUCAUGUGCUUCCUGCAGAAGAGAGUGAGGAUUAUCAUGAAAAAGUUACAGGGUUAGAUUCUGACGAUCCAAAGGGUUCUGCAGAUACUCAUGAUCAUAACCAGGCAUCGGAUGAGUCAGAUCAUACCGAAGUCCAUCCAGCUGCUGGAUCUCCUAAAGCAGAACUGAAAUCAAAUGAAGUAGGUGGCGAAGAUAAUCGAUCUCAACCAGCUUCUUCGCCGAAUGAAUUGGAAGGUCAUGAGAAGCCAACAGAGUCCAAUUUGAAGGGCAAUGUUCUGGGAGCAAACAGCAAUCAGCUUGAGAAGCGAGCUUCCUUCAAGAAAGAGGAAGAGAAGGUCAUGUCAACAUCACCUAUUUUUACCAUAUCACCAUCACAUGAUCCAGAACCUCAAGACUCUGUGGGAUUGAAGUUUGAUCAACAUGAAUUAACAGAAAGUUGUGCUGACCAAUCUGCACAAGAUAGCUUUACUUCAUCGAAACCAAGUGAAAAUAUCCUAGGAACAAGUAUUGCAGGCAUCACUUCGGCGAAUGAUCACCCGUUGAAUACCUGCCUAUCUGACAAUCUGGAUGGAAUUCUUGUUUCUGGGACCAAUCUAGAUGUGGAGGAGAAACGGGUUGACUUGUCAGAGAAAGAAAUGACAUCUCAAGAAGAUGAGAUGCUCAGUGAAGAGAAAGUUGAGGCUGGAAAUUAUUCAGCCAAAACAACUGUUAUUGACGCAACAAGGAUAUCAUCAGAUUCUCGAAGUGAUUGCAUAGAUAAAUGUGAAGAGUUCACCAGUGAAAUGGAUUGUUAUGGAAACAAUUGCUCAGAGUCACAUCCAGAGGCCAAUCUGAUAGCUAACUCUCUAAACUCCCAUAUAGAACUAUCUUUACCUGAAGACAAAUGCUUUGUCUCUACUGAAGAAACUGAAUUCAUGACAGGAAUAGAAGCUAACGAGCAUCACUACGACCUGAAUCACUUACGUGAGGAUUCAAUUAGAGAAUCAGAUAAUGACUUGGCAAAUGCAUCUCAAACUGAUUUUUUUCUCGGACCAAGUUGCAAGAAUAAUGAGGAGAGUUCAGUUAAUGUUUCUCAUGAUCCUGUUAGCAACGGAAGCUGCCAAGUUGAGAAGGCAGAGGUUGAUGAGAAUGGCUACCACGUUGACUUGUUCAAUGGCAUCCAGAGAGAAGAUUUUGAAGACAGCUGCAAGGAACCUGAAGGAGACACUAUGAUGGUUCCUGAACUUGGAAUGCACCCAAAAGAGUUAUCCAUGUCCAAUAGAAGAGACAAUGACGAGGAAACAGAUUGUACAAUCGGGGAAGAGAAACCAGAAGAGAAGCAAAUUGUCGAAAAGGAGAAGACCGAAGUUCCAUGUUCCGUGGGUAAGGGUGCAGAAGAACAGCAAAGCGGAGAACAGUUCACGUCCAGAACAGUUUCGGUGCAAGCAGAAGCAUAUACCCCAAAGGCUCCGGCUUCUCUGUUCCAGACUCAAGAUCAACAACAAGAAACGGUAAUGGCAUCUGCCGUUGCUCAAUGUAGCUAUGAGUUAGCCCUGGAAUUGAAGCCUGAGAGUUGCAAGGAGUUCCUUGUUGCAAAGGCUUCUACUGACCAAGCCGCGGGCAUAAAUAUUGUAAGGAACUCAGCUUCUACGGUUGAGUUGGCAAUGGACAAGCCUCAGCAAGAAGAUUCAUUCCAUGUCAUAGCAGCUCCAGAAAUUGUGAGAGAAACCAAGUCCUUCGCUUUUGAACGAAGUGAAAUACUUGAAACAAUUAUCUUUCUAAAGGGUGGCCAUGAGGUACAAGAAAGUGUGGGGAGGUUCAGCACUGAAUCAAAUCCUGACAAUCUGAACAUCCAUGUACAGAUGCGAAAGUCGCCAAGCUUUGAUCUUGAUCUCCGAAUAGAAGCAAUGAGUGAAGAGUCAGAUCAGACUCCACUGCUUUAUCAAGACAAGACUACAAUUGAAAGGUCAUCAAAUCAGGCUAACGUCAGCCUGCAAAGUCCACGUCUGCUUCCUCACUAUAAUCAAGAAUCACUUCGAGCAAAGCCAGGGGAAGAGAAAGUGAUUACUCCGGAAAGAAGUAAUUCCGAGAAGUCAAGAACAUCACCUCUUGGUUUCUUGAAAGAAGAAGAGGCUCAUGUUCUUGUUACACCAACGAAACAGGAUAACCAUGCUGCUGCAAAGAAGGCAGCUAAGGAUUUAUGGAACUCACGUACGAAGGAAGUGGCAUCAGCUUCACCUAAAGCUAAAGAGAAGCAUAAGCGCAGAACAUCCCUCUUUGGUCAGUGCAUGUGUUGUGCAACAGUGAUUAAUUGAUAGAAAUUGCCAGUUUCUUCGAGUUCUACUUUUCAAUUUGUUUUGGAUGGCUUUCUUACGUAAUCCUAAGUUUUUCAAGAAAUGGAGUUUUGAUCUAUGGAGAAAUUGUCGGUUGGUUCAGUUGACCCAAGAAAGGGUGGUUAAUAAGUCUUCUGCGUCUGUAUUUUUUGUGCUCUUCCCUGUAUAUACUUUCUUCUGAACUUGCAUUGCCUUGUAUUCUGAUGCAAGUUUUUAGCUGAAUGUCUUGAUUUAGUUCGUUUGUAAGUUUUAUUUGUUCAUGAAUUUGUUGGAGAGAUGGUGGAAGGUUUGGAAAGGAAAUUGUAAACCGGGCAGCUUUGCCGCUGCCUUUGAUUUUGUUAUUUGUUUAUUCUAUUUAUAACACGAACUUAGUGAAGCCGUUUGUUUGAAA
Messenger RNA from Populus euphratica (Euphrates poplar), 2928 nucleotides. RefSeq lists its product as uncharacterized. NCBI's taxonomy places the organism in Eukaryota, Viridiplantae, Streptophyta, Magnoliopsida, Malpighiales, Salicaceae. Bases 105 to 2519 code for a protein of 804 amino acids. The transcript is spliced from 5 exons. The record is from RefSeq and is a predicted model, not a curated record.